Drosophila mauritiana is the source of this 2923-nucleotide messenger RNA. It is a transcript of the gene Akt, whose product is annotated as RAC serine/threonine-protein kinase. Gene Ontology annotation, molecular function: ATP binding; protein serine/threonine kinase activity. Bases 259 to 1851 code for a protein of 530 amino acids. NCBI's taxonomy places the organism in Eukaryota, Metazoa, Arthropoda, Insecta, Diptera, Drosophilidae. Gene Ontology annotation, biological process: protein phosphorylation. The transcript is spliced from 6 exons. The record is from RefSeq and is a predicted model, not a curated record.
AACAGCCUCAACACGAAUUACCUACCGUUUGUUCUUCAGCGGCGAUCGACUGUGGUUGCCAGCGCCCCAGCGCCAGGAUCUGCCUCUAGGAUCCCGGAAUCGCCCACCACGACAGGCAGCAGCAACAUCAUUAACAUAAUCUACAGUCAAUCCAACCAUCCAAACAGCAGCCCCACCAGCGGCAGUGCAGAGAAAUUCAGCUGGCAGCAAUCCUGGCCAAGCAGGACCUCCGCGGCCCCUACACACGAUUCCGGAACCAUGUCAAUAAACACAACUUACGACCUCAGCUCGCCCAGCGUUACAUCGGGUCAUGCGCUUACGGAACAGAAUCAGGUCGUAAAGGAGGGGUGGCUGAUGAAGAGGGGCGAGCACAUAAAGAAUUGGCGCCAGCGCUACUUCGUGCUCCACUCAGAUGGAAGACUGAUGGGCUACCGCAGCAAGCCGGCAGAUAGUGCCAGCACGCCAUCGGACUUCCUGCUCAACAACUUUACGGUGCGCGGCUGCCAGAUCAUGACCGUCGAUCGGCCCAAGCCAUUCACCUUCAUCAUCCGCGGCCUGCAAUGGACAACGGUAAUCGAGAGGACAUUCGCCGUCGAAUCGGAAUUGGAACGCCAGCAGUGGACGGAGGCCAUUCGUAACGUAUCCAGCCGGCUCAUUGAUGUGGGUGAGGUGGCUAUGACGCCAUCGGAACAGACAGACAUGACAGACGUGGACAUGGCCACCAUUGCCGAGGACGAGCUUUCCGAGCAGUUCUCCGUACAGGGAACGACUUGUAAUAGCAGCGGCGUUAAGAAAGUGACUUUGGAGAAUUUUGAGUUCCUCAAGGUGCUCGGCAAGGGCACCUUUGGUAAGGUUAUUCUGUGUCGCGAGAAGGCAACCGCCAAGCUGUACGCGAUCAAAAUUCUUAAAAAGGAGGUUAUUAUCCAAAAGGACGAGGUGGCCCACACCCUGACCGAGAGUCGUGUGCUCAAGUCCACAAAUCAUCCGUUCCUCAUUUCACUCAAAUAUUCGUUUCAAACCAACGACCGCCUGUGUUUUGUGAUGCAGUAUGUGAACGGUGGCGAGCUCUUUUGGCAUUUAAGCCACGAACGCAUAUUUACUGAGGAUCGAACCCGUUUCUAUGGGGCAGAGAUUAUUUCUGCUCUGGGCUAUCUGCAUUCACAGGGCAUCAUUUAUCGCGACUUGAAGCUGGAAAAUCUUUUGCUGGACAAAGAUGGUCACAUCAAGGUCGCAGACUUCGGUCUGUGCAAGGAGGACAUCACCUACGGCCGCACAACGAAAACCUUCUGCGGUACACCGGAAUACCUAGCUCCGGAAGUAUUAGAUGAUAAUGAUUAUGGCCAAGCGGUGGACUGGUGGGGCACUGGCGUGGUCAUGUACGAGAUGAUCUGUGGUCGUCUUCCGUUUUACAAUCGUGAUCAUGAUGUGCUUUUUACAUUGAUUUUGGUGGAGGAGGUAAAAUUCCCGCGUAAUAUCACAGAUGAGGCGAAAAAUCUGCUAGCAGGCCUUCUAGCUAAGGAUCCCAAGAAGCGUUUGGGAGGUGGCAAGGAUGAUGUAAAGGAGAUACAAGCACAUCCAUUCUUUGCGAGUAUUAACUGGACAGAUCUAGUGCAGAAAAAAAUACCGCCGCCUUUCAAGCCUCAGGUCACAUCCGAUACGGAUACAAGGUACUUCGACAAGGAGUUUACGGGAGAGAGUGUGGAGUUGACGCCGCCGGAUCCCACUGGGCCUCUGGGCUCCAUAGCCGAAGAACCGCUUUUCCCGCAGUUCAGCUACCAAGGAGACAUGGCCUCCACGUUGGGCACCUCGUCGCACAUUAGUACUUCCACAAGUCUCGCAUCGAUGCAAUAGAACAAGUUUACAAACUUUUACCAGCACACAUCAUGUUCUGCUUCAUCACCUAUUACUAUACUAUACCUAUAACACAUAGAAAUGGGCAAAAGAAAACAACAGCAAGAAUAUAUUAAAUAUUAAUUAUACCAUGAUAACGAAGGCAAGCAAAGGGUUUUCUUGCUAGUUUAUAUACACCAAUAAUAAGAGAAUUGAAUUGAUAGUAACUUAUUUUUGUAUAACGAGAAAGGGAACGUUGAACGAAAGGGCAACAGCCGAAGACGAGGAAAAUAAUUUACUACAUAUGAUUAUACACGUAUAUAUAAAUAUAUAUAUAUAUAUAUACAUAAUUAUAUAUACAACUAAAUAUAACACUUGGGGCAUAGCGCUUGAAGUGAUUAGUUAAUUUUAAACGCAAGGAAAACAUUUAACCAAGCGACUUAGAGCGGUGCGUUCUAGUGCUAGGAUAAAGGCAUGCAUCAUGGGAUCGCAUCCUCUAGGGGUCGCUAAAGCUGAUUGAUUAUACAGAUUAUUCACGCAGACAGCACUCACACAGCCACUUAGCAUAUAGCGAACAUGAAGUUUAGUUAACUUGACAGCAACAAAUCGAAAUACACAUAUUCAACACCGCCCCCACAUGCAACACUCGUAUAUAUAAAUUAUUUAUACUCCAAAGAAGCAAAAAAGAAACAGAAACAAUUACAAGUUAUAUAUAAUGUUAAAAUUGCCUCUAAUGUGCUGUGCUUUAUGCAAAACUACAACAACAGAAACAAACAAACUAAUAGUUAAUAAACGAGGGAAACAUACAUCAAUGCAGUUUAUAGGCGCCAAUAAUUAGCAAACAACUAAAAGUUAUAUUCAGGCAGAAACAUAUUUCGAAACAAUAACGGCAACAGCAAAAUGAUUACAAUUGACGCCAUUUUUUAUUAUAAUUUUUUACGAAAAAUAUAUAUUUGUAAAUAUUUAUAAAAAAGCAAAAACUUUCAAAUGAGUAAAUGCAACAAAAAAAAACAAAGGAUGUAUGUGUCGGGUGGAAAAUGGAAGUCACCAUUUGAGGCCACAGAAAAGGUUUAACCUUUGACACAAUAAAAAA